AUGGAACCGAUAACAUUCACAGCAAGGAAACAUCCAUUCCCUAAUGAGGUCUCGGUGGACUUUGGCCUUCAGCUGGUGGGCUCUUUGCCUGUGCAUUCUCUGACCACCAUGCCCAUGCUGCCUUGGGUUGUGGCAGAAGUGCGAAGACUCAGCACCUCCAGAAAGGAGCCUGUAACCAAGCAAGUACGGCUUUGCGUUUCACCCUCCGGUUUGAGAUGUGAACAUGAGCCCGGAAAAAGUCAACAAUGGGAUCCCUUGAUCUGUUCCAGCAUAUUUGAGUGUAAGCCUCAGCAUGUUCACAAACUGAUUCACAACAGUUAUGACCCAAGUUACUUUGCCUGCCUGGUUAAGGAAGAUGCAACCAGCCAGCAGAGUAUCUGUUACGUAUUUAAAGCUGAUGAUCAAACAAAAGUGCCUGAGAUCAUUAGCUCCAUCAGACAGGCCGGGAAGAUCGCCCGCCAGGAGGAGCUCCAUUGCCCAUCUGAGUUUGAUGACACAUUUGCCAAGAAGUUUGAAGUGCUCUUCUGUGGCCGAGUGACCGUGGCCCACAAGAAGGCCCCGCCGGCGCUGAUAGACGAAUGCAUCGAGAAGUUCAAUCAUAUCAGCUGCAGCAGGAAAGCGGAAAUCGACUUGUUCUCCCAGAAUCCUGAAGCUACCAGUACUAUGGGGGGAUUUACCAUAACAGAUAAAUUCCGAUCGGUAUUCCAGCCGGUGGGCCAUGACGAGCAGGGCCGGAGGCCUAUGCGGAAGUCCUUCUCCCAGCCUGGACUUUACUCUUUGGCCUUUAAGAGGGAAUUUCAAGAUGGAAGCCUUAGAAGUAGUAGUUUUUUCAGCUCUUUUGAGGAAAAUGACAUUGAGAACCACCUCAUUAGUGGACACAAUAUUGUGCAGCCGACAGAUAUUGAGGAAAAUCGAACUAUGCUCUUCACGAUUGGCCAGUCUGAAGUGUACCUCAUCAGCCCUGACACCAAAAAAAUAGCAUUGGAGAAAAAUUUUAAGGAGAUAUCUUUCUGCUCUCAGGGUAUUAGACACGUGGACCACUUUGGGUUUAUCUGCCGAGAGGCUUCGGGAGGCGGAAGCUUUCAUUUCGUCUGCUAUGUGUUUCAGUGCACAAAUGAAGCUCUGGUUGAUGAGAUUAUGAUGACCCUGAAGCAGGCUUUCACGGUGGCUGCGGUGCAGCAGACUUCUAAGGCCCCCGCUCAGCUGUGUGAGGGCUGUCCUGUUCAGUGCCUGCACAAACUCUGUGAGAGGAUAGAGGGAAUGAGCACUUCCAAAACCAAACUAGAACUCCAGAAGCAUCUGACAACAUUAACCAACCAGGAGCAAGCAACUAUUUUUGAGGAGGUUCAGAAAUUGAGACCAAGAAAUGAGCAGCGAGAGAAUGAAUUGAUUAUUUCCUUCCUGAGAUGUUUGUAUGAAGAGAAACAAAAAAAUCACAUUCACAUUGGGGAGACGAAGCAGACGUCAGUGGUUGCAGCAGAGAAUAUUGGAAGUGAAUUACCACCUAGUGCCACUCGAUUUAGGCUAGAUAUGCUGAAAAACAAAGCAAAGAGAUCUUUAACAGAGUCUUUAGAGAGCAUUUUGUCUCGGAAGAAUGUGGCAUCAGGAUUGGAGGAAUAUUCAUUAACCAUCUAGAUGUGGAAAUCUCGUAAUUUUCCCUGUGAUAUGUCUGAUCUGCUGUCUUUUUGCCACCAGGAGCCAUAUGUGUGUGAGAAGGAGGCCGUGCCUGUGUCUGAGAGCUCCUUCAAGCUCCUCAGCUCCUCAGAUGAUCUGUCCAGUGACUCGGAGAGCCAUCUCACUGAAGAAUCUGCUCAGGCCUCGCCCCAGCAGAGCUUUCGAAGGCGAGCCAACACCCUGAGCCACUUCCCUACGGGAAGUCAGGAACCUCCAGAACCUGCUGAGGUGUCUUCAGGGGUCUCACAAAGGAAACUUAUGAGGUAUCACUCAGUGAGCACAGAGAUGCCUCAUGAGCAAAAUGUGAACCAUCCACCUGUUGGCGAGUGUGAAAGUGGCUCAGGUCAGUCUGCAGAACCUGCUCCUCCACCUUGUCUAAAUCCCUCUGCCUCCUCGCCAAAUUUUUUUAAGUACCUAAAACAUAACUCAAGUGGAGAACAAAGUGGGAAUGCUGUGCCAAAGAGCAUCUCCUACCGUAAUGCCCUGCGGAAAAAACUUCAUUCCUCUUCCUCUGUGCCAAAUUUUCUAAAAUUUCUGGCUCCUGUAGAUGAAAAUAACACCUCUGACUUUAUGAACAAAAAAAGGGACUUUGAACCCAAGGCAAACCACCCGGAUGAUGCCCACAGAACCCCUGUGAAGACACGAAGGCAUUCGUGGAGGCAGCAGAUCUUCCUCCGAGUGGCGACCCCGCAGAAAGCGUGUGAGUCUCCUAGCAGAUACGAAGAUUAUUCCGAUCUGGGAGAACUCCCCCCACGGUCUCCCUUAGAGCCAGUCCGUGAAGAUGGGCCCUUCGGCCCUGUACCAGAAGAAAAGAAAAGAACAUCUCGUGAGCUCCGGGAGCUAUGGCAGAAGGCUAUUCUGCAGCAGAUACUGCUCCUCAGAAUGGAGAAGGAAAAUCAGAAGCUACAAGCCUCUGAAAAUGAUUUGCUGAACAAGCGGCUAAAGCUUGAUUAUGAAGAAAUCACUCCUUGUCUUAAAGAAGUCACUACAGUGUGGGAGAAGAUGCUAAGCACUCCGGGAAGAUCAAAAAUUAAAUUUGACAUGGAAAAAAUGCAUUCGGCGGUCGGGCAAGGUGUGCCACGUCAUCACCGGGGUGAAAUCUGGAAAUUCCUAGCAGAGCAAUACCACCUCAGAUACCAGUUUCCCAAUAAACAGCAGCCGAAGGACACACCAUACAAAGAACUCUUGAAACAGCUAACCUCCCAGCAGCACGCAAUUCUUAUUGACCUUGGAGUGAAUCCCAAGCCUAGCCCAGCCCUUGACUCUACCGUGGCUUUUCCAGUUAAGAACCUAGGCCCUGUGGCAGCUUCCCAGCUUACACCCUGGGCCACCACUGAUCUUGUCCUGCUGCAGACUGUCUUAUACCUAACUUUAAACAUACAUGGGCAUAUAUCCCUGCAGAUCCAGAUGUACCAACUCUCCAGGCUGCUUCAUGACUACCAUAGAGACCUCUACAAUCACCUCGAAGAACACGAGAUUGGCCCCAGCCUCUAUGCUGCCCCCUGGUUUCUCACCAUGUUUGCCUCCCAAUUUCCACUGGGGUUUGUAGCCAGAGUCUUUGAUAUGAUCUUUCUUCAGGGAUCAGAAGUCGUAUUUAAAGUGGCGUUAAGCCUAUUGGGAAGCCAUAAGCCCUUGAUUCUACAACAUGAGCACCUUGAAACUAUAGUUGACUUUAUAAAAAACACACUGCCAAACCUGGGCUUGGUACAAAUGGAAAAGACCAUCAAUCAGGUGUUUGAGAUGGACGUCUCUAAACAGCUACAAGCUUAUGAAGUUGAGUACCAUGUGCUUCAAGAAGAACUGAUUGAUUCGCCUCCUCUCAGUGACAACCAAAGAAUGGAUAAAUUAGAUAAAGCCAACAGCAGCUUACGCAAACAGAACCUCGACCUCCUUGAACAGUUGCAGGUGGCAAAUGGUAGGAUCCAAAGCCUCGAAGCUACCAUUGAGAAGCUGCUGAUCAGUGAAAGCAAGCUGAAGCAGGCGACCCUGGCAUUAGAGCUGGAGAGGGCCACUCUGCUGCAGGCCGUGGAGGAGCUGCGGAGGCAGACGGCAGAGCUGAGCAGUGCAGAGCCGGCCCUCACUCAGCCCGAGCCUGCCAGUGACUGA
This is a messenger RNA of Orycteropus afer afer, 3780 nucleotides long. NCBI's taxonomy places the organism in Eukaryota, Metazoa, Chordata, Mammalia, Tubulidentata, Orycteropodidae. The record is from RefSeq and is a predicted model, not a curated record.